Molecule: messenger RNA, 4288 nt
Organism: Nylanderia fulva
Lineage: Eukaryota; Metazoa; Arthropoda; Insecta; Hymenoptera; Formicidae
Source: RefSeq, a predicted model, not a curated record
AGGGAGCCAUUUUGGUCCGUGAUAUCGUCGACUCUGCGCGUUGUGAAGUAACGUUUACGCGGACAAUUACGUUGCAUUAUAAUUGCAAGCUCGACGGCGCGGAUGUUAGAGGUUCAAACAGACGGUGAUUAACGCGAUCGUGACGAUUGAUAAUAUGAUAAUCGGGAGAUAUACACGUACACUGUGUCACCUUGGAUGAAGAGCUCCGGCCGCUCUGUCAGGAGGUUAUCUCGCAACCAGAACAGCAGUCGUUUCAAAGUCCCUGCGGAUUUUCGUAUUAUUAAUAAGAAGAUAGAUCUUCCGUCCCUUUAACAUACUUACAUCCAUCGCCAGCUUUCCACAAUGUCGGAGAACAGCGAGCACUCGCCGGACGACAACGAGGCGGAGACGAAAACGAUAGAGGAUCUACCGAACGAUUCGUCCAAGAGCGAGGUGAAAUUGAUGAAUCGAACGGACACGGCCAUGCUGGAGGACGAGGAAAUGCCGACGUACAUCAGCGUCUCUAGCACGUCGAGGCGCGACGACUCGGAUGCCGUCAACGCGAAACAGCAAGAGAAUAUGUCUCAGGAGGUGGAGGAAGAUUGUAGUCCAAGUCCUUGCCCUAGUGAUGGUCAAGCAGCGAACAGUAUAUAUGUUUUAUCAUCCGAAGAGGAUACUGAUCAGCAACCUUACAAUGAUGAGGAUGACGAAGUUGAAUAUGGCGACAGUGAUGAUAUGGAGAAUUUAGAGCUUGACAAUGAAUAUGAUUCAGAAAAUCCAAAUAAUAAGCAUUUAAUGGAUGAAGAAGAUGAUGACGAGGAUGACGAAGAUGAGGAAGAUGAGGAGGAUGAUGAAGAUGAUGAAGAAGGUUAUAGACAAAUGCCUAGAAAUGAUGAUGAUGAAGAAGGUUAUAGACAAAUGCCUAAAAAUGACGAUGAUGAAGAAGGUUAUAGACAAAUGCCUAACAAUGAUGAUGAUGAUGAUGAUAACCUUGAUCUCCAUUGCGAUGGAAGAUCUGAUGAUUUUCUUCUAAAUAGAAGAAUAAAAAAUCGAGACAAAGAAAAGAGCCUUUCUCUUCAAGAUUUGAGUGUGUACAAGAAUAAUACUGCAUAUUAUAAAAAUAGUCAUUUAUAUGGUUUAAGGCCGAAUUACAUAAACAUUCCACAAAAUCCUAUAAUAUAUUCCAUGUUAUCUAAGAAGCAAUCAAUGGUAGGAAAAUAUCAUCAUGUAGAAAGCAAAGUGAAGCGCUAUAUUAAAGAUAUAAAAGAACAAAAUAGACGUUCUAUAGAAAAAAAUAUGAAGCAGAAUCAAGAAAAUAACCAUAAAAGCAGUAACACUAAUAAAAACAGUGAUAUAAGAAAAAUAAAACCUACAGUAGCAAACAAGACAAUAAAGGAUUAUGCCCAAAGAACAAUUAAAGAGUUGGAAAUUGCAGAAGCGUGUGAGGGAAAUAAAGUAACUUACAAUGAUUUGCCAAUAAUAUUAAAUGGUCAAGAUAAUAAAAAUGGCUUAGAACCAAUACACGAGCAAUCUAUACAAAAUGAAAUUGAAAUAAAUAUAUCAUCUGAGUCACCGCAAAAUGAAAAAAGUCCUGUAAACAUAGAUAAAAUGCAAAAACAGAAUGGAACAGUUGAAGCUAAACAAUUAAAGUUUAAUUUUGAUGAAGAAAUUUUACAUUAUGGAAAUGCUGUGCAACAAUCUGUUAUCCCAAAUGGUCAUCAAGAAAUACCAACAAUACUUUACGAUUUGCGAACAUUAAGUUAUGAAGAAUAUAUGCAUGGCGCUCCUAAUUCUGAAAAAAUUGAUUUAAAUAAAAAUGCACAUGUUGAACAAAAACAUGUUCAACCUGAGACAUAUAAUAAUGCAGAAUUGAUGGAUGUAUCUACAGAUCUUGAUGAUACUGCUUGUUCUUUAAAAAUUGAGAAUAUUAAGAGCAUUAAGACAAUGACUGAUGAAACUAAAAACAAUGAACAAGUAAAUUCAGACAAAGUAAAUGAAGAAUAUCCUAAGCCUAAGUUAGUAAGCUGUCUAACUUCGUAUACUUCAGAACUUACCGCAUUGAAAAAUCAGUUGGAUCAAAAGAAGAAAUAUGCUAAAUUAUAUAACACAUUACGAGAACAAGUUAUGGAAAAUUUAAAAUUGAAAUACACAAUAGAUGAGCUGACAAAAUCUUUAACAAAAUAUGAGAAAAAAAAUAAACCUCGGGAACAAAAAGUUGCAUCAAUUCAAACAGAUAUUGUUGAUACUGCAAUUAAACAUCAAGAUCAAACAGAAUCUACUCAAGUGAAACAACUUAACAAUAAAGUAUUAGGUAAUAGUGUCGCCUCGACAUUAAGUUCUAUAGAUCAAUGGAGUGACAGUCCUUGUAAUUUAUCUAUAUCUAUGAAACCACCUGAAGUAGUAAAAACAUUACAUUCUGAUGAUAGUAUAAUGUUAACCAAUGGUACACCAGUAAAAACAACACGUUCACUAUCUCGCACAUUUAUUACUUCGUCUCGAAUUUUACAAACUAUUUCAAAUAUCACACAAGGGAAAUCAAAAUUAGAAAGUCCUUUAGUACAAAAUUCGAAGAGAAGAUUAAGUGAGAAUACAUCGAUGGAGCUGCAAAAUGAUGAUGGUAGUUGUCAAAUCGUCAAUAGUAGUUGUCGACCUUCUAGCUCUAAGAAGAGGAAGAUUACAGAUACUCUUCAACCACCUAAUUUUCUACCUUACAAAUCUUCUCAAACUACUACAGAAUCGCAUCUAAAAUUAAAUGAAAUGCUUAAUGACUCACAGCUAAGACGCUCAUGCGGUUUAGUAAAUGAGAAAAUGGAAUCACAGGAAAAUUCAUCUAAUAUCAACACAAGCCAAUUAGGAACUGCUACUUCUACAGCAGAAAACGUAACAGAAACAGCGGAUGAUCAAGAGGACAAUGUAAAAUGCUUCGUAUAUCAUGAGAAUGAAAAUAGUAAAGAUCAUAGUUUUCUAAUUAUAGCAAAAGAGCCUGGAAAAGAAAAGGCUGUUAAUAAUGAAAGAAGACGAGAAGGUGGUCCAUAUAUAGUUGGCAACAUAGAAGUAAGAAUGUCUGAAAUAAAUGGAACAAUCAACAUCUGGGGCAAAGAAAUCAGCCAAGAAUCCACAGCUGAAAUUGAAAAUGAGAUAGAGACAUCGACUAAAGAGAAAGAUGAUAAGAAAUAUCACUGCUGGCAAAAGACACCACAUACUAGAUUUAAUGGCAGUAAUUUAGUAUGUUCAACAAGUAAAAAAUGCAAAACUCCCCCUACAUUUGACUUCUCUUCAGCUGCAUCUAAUUUUUCAUGUGCACAUUCACCUUCGUUUAACAUUGCAAAAGCAUCUUGUUCAACAGAUAAAGUACAUGCGGAUACUUUACUUAGUCCAAACGCAUGUAUUUCCUCUUGUGAAGAUUGUGAAUCGUCAAAAGAUCGUAAAGAAUGGCUAAGAUAUAAGCGACGUAGCCAAGAGAAAUUACAUUCCUGUUGUAUUCAUAAUGUAGAUGUGUUAGAACAGAAUUGUUCCUUACAUAAAGAAAAACAGAAAUUUGAAGAUAAUUUAAAUCGUAGCAAAGAAAAAUUAAACACCAGGGAAUGUCGGCGAAGUUUUUCAAGAAAUUUAGAACCUAACAAGCAUAAAAAUAUUAAACCUUCCACAGAAGAAACCACAUGUAAAUGCCACACAUGUCACGACACGCUACACGAUCCAGGAGAAACUUGCCAAGAGAACCACAAAUGUUAUAAUACGUUAAAAGGAACAUGUACAUGCGAACCGUUGUCGACGAGUACAGAUCGAGAGUAUAACGAAUCAUGUAAUCACCUUUCUCCUAAUUUACAUGAAGAAGAACCAUUAAUAGGAUUUAAACAAUGUAGCGAAACACCAGAGACAAGACGACGAAGAUUAACUGGAAAAAGAGUACGAGGAAUUUUAAUGGAUCUUUUACGAGGAUGUGGAGAUUGUUACAAUUCCAAUUCAUCUAAUAGUAACAAAAACUGUAUGCACAAGAAGGAAACUCAUUUAACGAAUUGUCCUCCACAAAUCAAAAUUACGCCAUGUACAUCUCCGGAACCAUCAUGUUCAAAUCCAGGACAACCUGGAAGAUGCUGUCAUGCUUAUGCACAGCGAAUUGAAUCUCAGCUGGAAGAAUUUCGAGUUGAAAUGGAAAGAGUGCGAUCGCGUUCAGAUGCUAUUCUUAAUAUGCUCAAUAUGCUUCAUUCAGAUACAAACUAAAGAAUUCAUAUCUCCAAAUGUUAAGUAUUCCUUUUUCAUAUGUAUAUAUAUAUAUAUAUCAUCUUAUUUGAAUUUUUUAAUUAUCAAU